UUUAUAAUAUAUAUUUUAGGGGACUUCUUAUAGAAAGAUCAGUUGGUAAAGCAAGUAUGUUAGGAAUAACUCAUACAACUGGAUUAGGACUUAUUGCAUAUGCUCAUAAUUCUGCAUUAGAAGCUAAGAAUCCAUCACAAGUGUUUGAGACCCUGAUGAAAUCUGAUGUUUUAAAUUGUCAACAUUCAAUGAUAGAUUUAAUGUCAAUGACAUAUGCGGAAAAAUCUGCGCUAUGGGCAUAUUAUGGUAAAACUGAAAUGUCUUCUGUUUGUGCACAGCUAUUACUUUUACACAAUACGGGAGAUAAGAAACAGCAUAUGUUUAAUGGUCCAUCUACUUGUCAAGCUGUUGUUAAUAUUGCAAAUAUCUUAGUAGAAUUUGGAGAAUAUUUUUUGGUUGAUAUUGUACUUGCUCAUGCUAAAGAGAGAUUUCCCAAUGAACCGUGUAAUAAGAUAUGGAUGUUGAGUGAACAACUUUAUAUAUUUACACAAUUAAUGAGACAAGAAAAAUGGAGUGAAGCUGAAGCAAUAGCGUUAAAUAUUUCAAGUUUAGAUCCUUUGGAAUGUAAAUUUAGAUUAGCGGAAGUUUGUUUAGAAAAAGGAGAUUAUCCGAAAGGUUUAGAAUGUAUCGAUAAUAUUGAGAAAGAUGAACAAAUAACUCCUCAAAAUAAAAUAAGAGCUAUGAUUCUUUUAAGUCAAAUAAUGUGUGCUUCUGUUUCAUCAGAGAGUGGAAUUGUAGGAGUUAAUUCGUUAGUACUUUUAAAUACAGCAUUAGAACUGGCGAUAAAGAAUCAUUUAUCUUAUUAUAAAGCAUUAAUAAAAAUGCAUCUUGCAAACAUUCAGUUAAUAAUGGGUAUGCCAACUUUAGCAUUAAACUUAGUAGAGGAAGCAAUUACGCAAAUUUUAGCGCAUGGAGGAUAUUAUGAUCAAGGUAGAGCGUUUAUUUUAUAUGCAAAAUGUUUAGUCGCUACUGCUCCAAUAUGCGACAAAACACGAAAGGAAGUAAUUUUAAAAGCUAUUAAAGCUCUUUCCAAAGCAAAAAGUUACUUUACGAAAAUCGAAGCAUAUGGAAAACUACGAGUUACGUUAUGCUUAGAAUCUUUACUAUGUCAUGAGAUUGAUCUUAAAACUGAACGAAAUCAAUGUGCUUUCGAAUUUCGUCAAUUAGAUCAACAACUUCUUACAAAACUAGAUAAUUUAUCGUUAUAUUGAAAAUAUAGAAAAAAAAAAAAAUAAAUAAAUAUAAAAAAC
Messenger RNA from Apis florea (little honeybee), 1250 nucleotides. It is a transcript of the gene ida, whose product is annotated as anaphase promoting complex subunit 5 ida. Gene Ontology annotation, biological process: anaphase-promoting complex-dependent catabolic process; positive regulation of mitotic metaphase/anaphase transition; protein K11-linked ubiquitination. Gene Ontology annotation, cellular component: anaphase-promoting complex. NCBI's taxonomy places the organism in Eukaryota, Metazoa, Arthropoda, Insecta, Hymenoptera, Apidae. The record is from RefSeq and is a predicted model, not a curated record.